Cavenderia fasciculata is the source of this 621-nucleotide messenger RNA. RefSeq lists its product as uncharacterized. Bases 1 to 621 code for a protein of 206 amino acids. Lineage: Eukaryota; Evosea; Eumycetozoa; Acytosteliales; Cavenderiaceae. Gene Ontology annotation, cellular component: membrane. The transcript is spliced from 4 exons. Gene Ontology annotation, molecular function: serine-type endopeptidase activity. The record is from RefSeq and is a predicted model, not a curated record.
AUGAUAACGUUAUUGACUCGUUAUAUCGGUAGUACUAUAGUUAUAGCAAUCAAUAUAUUAAUAUGGGUAUAUCAAUAUGAAACAAGAUCACAAUUAGAAAGUGUUUCAUUUAACUUUGAAAAGAUUACAAGAUAUGGUCAAUAUUGGAGAUUCAUUUCAUCAACAUUUACACAUAUCAAUUUGGUUCAUCUUGCAUUAAAUUCAAUAUCGCUAUGGCAAUUACGGUUUUUAGAACAAUCUAUUGGACUUUAUCAAUAUGUUAAAUAUAGUUUCUUUAUACUCUUGUCAUCUAAUCUAAUGAUGAUGUUUUUUAUCAGUAUUGUCAACAUUCAAAGACCAACUUUAAAUCUUAAAGAUCGCAAUUAUAUAGGUUAUUCUUGUGUAUGCUUUGGUCUAAGUACAUAUUAUAGUUUAAUUCAUUUUGGAUUUUCAAACUUGUCAAUCUUUACAAGUCUUUUAUUUACACAAAUAUUAUUUCCAAAUGCAAGUUUUAUUGGACAUUUGUUUGAAUUUAAUGCGGAACUUGGAGGAUCACCAGGUUCUACUACAUCUAGAAUCAUCAAUGGUAUAUUAAUUAGAAAUUCAGGUAGAAUUUCAAAUCAAGCCGAAGAUAUGGUUUAG